AGAGAGGAGCGGGUCCACGUGGCGCGAUUCUGCAUGUUUCCCAGCCAAACACACACACAGACAUUUCUGUGGCCUUCGUCGCGCUUCCAAUUCACGCUUGUUUACCGCAGCGUGACACGUCGCCUCCUCCUUCUCCUUCUUACAUUUACAUCGUCGGCGUCGUCGUCGUCAACAACAACAACCGCUGUUCGCGCGGGUACGACGACGGCGAUAAUGUCGGGCGCAAGCAGCUUCGUCCGGUUCAAGUCGGAAUUCCUCGGCAUCGCUUCCCUCCCCAAGCCCAACUCCCCCGGCAAUGCCCGAGCCAGAGCCAAGCUCGUCGCCUCAACCAGAGCUUCCGGUUCCGGUUCCGGCGGCGGCGAUCGCGGCGGCGACCCGAAGAAGGCCGCGGUGAAGAAGGCGAAGGCGAGCGGGGCUCCAGCUCAGCCGCAGCAGCAGCAGCAGCAGGUGUCGAUAGUGGACCCGGUGGGCCUGGGCCGGCGGUCGCGGCAGAUGUUCGACGAGGUCUGGCGCAAGUUCUCCGGCCUCGGACAGAUCUCCCGCACCUCCCUCUCCGACGGCGACGGCGACGCCGCCCUCCUCCUCCGCGAGUUCGCCAUCCCUGCCGCCCAGUCCACCACCGUCCUCGUCGUCGGCGCCACCAGCCGCAUCGGGCGCAUCCUCGUCCGCAAGCUCAUGCUCCGCGGCUACUCCGUCAAGGCCCUCGUCCGCAGGCCCGACGAGCUCCCCCCCGACGCCCUCCCCCGCUCCGUCGAGGUCGUCGCCGGCGACGUCGGCGACCCCGCCUCCCUCAAGGCCGCCGUCCAGGGGUGCCAGAAGAUCAUCUACUGCGCCACCGCCCGCUCCGCCAUCACCGGCGACCUCUUCAGGGUCGACCACCGCGGCGUCUACAACCUCACCAAGUCCUUCCAGGACCACAACAACCGGCACGCCCAGCUCGGCGCAGGCCGCAGCAGCAAGAGCAAGCUCCUCCUCGCCAAGUUCAAGUCCCCCGAAUCUCUCCAGGGAUGGCAGGUUCGUCGGGGGACCUACUUCCAGGACGUGCUCGCCACCAAGUACGACGCCGGCAUGGACGCCAAGUUCGAAUUCACCGAGACAGGGCAGGCCGUUUUCUCAGGGUAUGUUUUCACUAGAGGAGGCUAUGUCGAGCUGUCGAAAAAGAUCUCGCUUCCUUUGGAUCGCACUCUUGAUCGAUAUGAAGGUCUAGUCCUCUCUGUUGGCGGCAACGGAAGAUCGUACGUGUUAAUUCUUGAAGCGGGUCCUUCGGCCGAUACGACUCAGAGCAAGCUAUACUUUGCGAGAAUCAGCACCAAAGUUGGAUUUUGCAGGGUGAGAGUACCAUUUUCAUCCUUCCGUCCAGUGAAACCGGAUGAUCCUCCAUUCGACCCGUUCCUGGUGCAUACAUUAACGAUUCGAUUUGAGCCCCGAAGACAGAGACCCAUAGAAGGACCUUCAGGUACUAUGCAGGACUUAAGAAGCUUUAAGCUUAUUCUGGAAUAUAUAAAGGCCUUGCCUACGGGGCAAGAAACAGACUUCGUGUUAGUUUCGUGUACGGGACUUGGAAUUGAGCCUUCUAGAAGAGAGCAAGUUCUGAAAGCCAAGAGGGCUGGAGAAGAUUAUUUGAGAAGGUCAGGGCUUGGUUAUACAAUUAUUCGCCCUGGUCCCCUAAUGGAGGAACCCGGCGGUCAACGUGCUCUCAUAUUUGAUCAAGGAAACCGGAUUUCUCAGGGAAUCAGCUGUGCGGAUGUGGCUGAUAUCUGUGUGAAAGCGUUGCAUGACUCAACAGCAAGAAACAAGAGCUUUGAUGUAUGCCAUGAAUAUGUUGCAGAGCAAGGGAGGGAGCUCUAUGAACUGGUGGCACACUUGCCCGAUAAAGCAAAUAAUUACUUGACGCCAGCCCUGUCAGUCCUAGAAAAGAAUACCUGAAAUUGUUGAAGAAUUCAUCUCCCUACUGGACAUGUGAAUCUGGGCAGUAAAAUUGAUCUUAACUGUCCUGUGAAUAUAUGCUGUUACAAUAUCUAAUUGUUCUGCUUGCCCUUUUUUCACAGGCUAGUGUCUUUUGACAAUCCCUGUGUAUAUUGGUGACUUGUAUGUACUUAAGUUUACAGAGUACAGUCUGGAAGAGGCUGAAUUGGCCAACUAUAUGAGAUCCUUGUCAGAAAUUACACGUGGAAUUUAAAAGGAAUUCGACUUCUUGCUUGAA
This is a messenger RNA of Syzygium oleosum, 2203 nucleotides long. Its product is annotated as protein HIGH CHLOROPHYLL FLUORESCENCE PHENOTYPE 173, chloroplastic. The transcript is spliced from 10 exons. NCBI's taxonomy places the organism in Eukaryota, Viridiplantae, Streptophyta, Magnoliopsida, Myrtales, Myrtaceae. The coding region runs from base 34 to 1926 and encodes 630 amino acids. The record is from RefSeq and is a predicted model, not a curated record.